Molecule: messenger RNA, 393 nt
Organism: Colletotrichum truncatum
Lineage: Eukaryota; Fungi; Ascomycota; Sordariomycetes; Glomerellales; Glomerellaceae
Source: RefSeq, a predicted model, not a curated record
AUGAGAUGUUAUGGCUACGAUUGUGGUGUGGUCGUGACGCGCCGCCGCAAGAGGUUGGGCGACCCAUGGCAUGAUUUUGCCCAGUACAGCCCGUUACAGGGGACCGCCAGCCAACCGGAGGAGCCUCUGCUGAGGAAGCUUUUUACUGCAGGACAACCUCAGAUUGCCCAUCUUACGCCAGGAGAGAUUAGGUCGUGGGUGCUUGUCCCACGUUCUGGGGAUAAGGCUGAAAAUGGAAGGGAGACAAUAUUGCCUUGGAGGGGGAAGGGGGGGAAAACACCGCAUCUGCUUGAGAAAAGAAAGCGCUUCACCGAAUGGCCGAUUGCCAUGGUGAUUGAUUUACACAGAGAGGAGCGGCUGGCUGACUGCACUGCUACCCGUCACAGCGAAUGA